Messenger RNA from Nymphalis io (European peacock), 3127 nucleotides. RefSeq names its product eukaryotic translation initiation factor 2-alpha kinase 3-like. NCBI's taxonomy places the organism in Eukaryota, Metazoa, Arthropoda, Insecta, Lepidoptera, Nymphalidae. The transcript has 15 exons. Gene Ontology annotation, biological process: protein phosphorylation. Gene Ontology annotation, molecular function: protein kinase activity; ATP binding; protein binding. The record is from RefSeq and is a predicted model, not a curated record. Bases 164 to 3037 code for a protein of 957 amino acids.
GUUGCGAUUGACGAUUAGUGAUCAUCUGUGGACUCUGUGGUUGUUCUUGUUGCUUUUACCGUUUCGGUUUCCGAGUUGUAAUUUUUUACCAAAAUUUCGUAAUCUAAAUAAAAACCCGAAUUAAGGGGGUUGAGAUGUUCACGUAUAAUUUUGCAAUAAUAAUAUGUCGAAUUGGUAUUGGCGGGUGAUUGCCUUGAAAGCGGCUUUUGUGCUUACAUGUUUUGUUAAUUAUAUUCGGACUGAUGAUACUAUUCAGAAGUUACCGUUUUGUAAUCCUCACGCAGCUAAGGAUACAGCUUUUAACGACUUAAUAAUAGUCAGCACUUUGGAUGGACGCCUUACAGCGUUUUCUUCAGAUAAUGGCAUCAAAGCAUGGUCUUUGGACACUCAGCCACUGUUAUCUUCUAAUUUACAUCAUGUUGAACUCACCUCAGGCGGCAAAUGGGUUCGGCUAGUUCCUUCCCUACGUGGGACUCUGUUCAGUAUGAGCGGAGAUGCCAUAGAGCCUUUGCCAUUUGAUUCCGAGCAACUACUGUCAUCAUCAUUCAAAUACUCGGAUGACCUGGUGAUAGCUGGUGCCCGAGAGACCCUAUGGGUGGGUUUGGACGCUCACACCGGCACCGUCAUAUACGAGUGUUCCUCCAGUGGGUGUAACAGUGAACAGCAAACGGCAACCGCUGGACGGGACAUCAUCGUGUUGAGGCGACACUCCAACACAGUGAGAGCGUUGGACCCGCGUUCCGGAACCGAGAAAUGGAACUUCAGCGUGGCGGAGCACCAGCUGGCGCUGAGCCGGCGCGAGUGCGUGGGCGGCGCGGGCGCGGCGCGGCGCGCGCUGGCCGUGGGCGUGUCGCUGUCCGACGGGGAGGUGUGCGUGCGCGCCCGCGACUCGCACGCGCCGCUGUGGCAGCACAAGCUCGAAGCGCCCGUUGCCGGCAUGUGGAGGCUCCAGGACGGUUCGCUUGAGAACAUGGACGUUUUGUGGGAGGCCGCGCGAGCUUUGACCGACACGAAUACACAAAAUGCACCCUCGUUAUAUCUGGGAGUUCAUAACACACAGCUUUACAUUCAAGAGAGUGUUUUGUACGCGCAAAAAAUUGAAACAUCCGUUUCAACUAAGCCGGUGCCGUGGAAGUUGAAACAGUCAAUGCCUCUCAUUGCUGAUGGCAGCACCGCUCUGUCACAACCAGUCGAAGAUCCCAGAACUCUAGCUGUGAUUACUUUGCAUGGAAAUUCGGGCAAGACGGAAAACCACGGCUUCUUCCUCUACCUCCAGGACACAUGCGAUCAGGCCGUCCAAGUAAACGAAGACUCCAUAGAGGGACCGGAGAUAGUUCUACCCAACAAUAGUGAUGACCAGCCCAACCACCACCACGUGCACGUUCACGUCUACUCUCUAUGGUUCUGGUGGAAGGAGGUUCUAUUGAUAGCGAUAAGUUCCGCCCUACUCAUGAACCUAAUGAUCUGGCCGAGAUUUUUCGCCCCGAAACUCAGGCCUCCGACACCGUUACCGAUGAACCAGGAAUAUAUAGUCGUGGAACGUCACUACGAGAGACCGCCAUCGAAUAAUAAUACUGAGUAUUCGGGGAGAUAUGAAAACGAUUUCACCCCUCUGCAGUGUCUCGGUAAGGGUGGCUUCGGUGUCGUUUUCGAGGCGAGGAACAACAUCGAUCAUUGCUCGUAUGCUGUGAAGAGAAUCACUUUGCCGAAACGCGAGUCGCGGCGCGAGCGCGUGCUGCGCGAGGUGCGCGCGCUGGCCAAGCUGGAGCACGAGCACAUCGUGCGGUACUUCAACGCCUGGCUCGAGGAGCCGCCCGCGCGCUGGCAGGAGCAGCGCGACGCCUACUGGAUGAGGGAACUGGGUGGGAUGUCAGUAGCGAUGUCUGAAGACUACACCUCACCCACGCCCCUGUCCCCCGCGCCCGAGAAGUCCCCCGCAAAGCGAGAAAGUGUCAUGUUGAACUUGCAAAAGUCCAUCGAUGAUUGUGUUGACGCACUCGACUACGAGAAAAAGCUCUCCGAACCCAGAAGACAUAGAUCGUUAAGUUGCAACGAUUCGUUCAGCAUCAUCUUCGACGAAAACGCCUCCAAGGACCCGCACUUGACCACCGAGACCCCUAAGCUCAGUGACGUCACACCCAGCACCCUCUCCAAGCACAACGGCAGUGGGGACAACGAUGACUCCUUCAUUGUGUUCGCGAAUACAGCCGACCCCUCCACAGGACUCUCGGAGGCUAGAAAGGAAGUAUCUAACAAGGUACUUGAGAAGAUUAAGGAAUGCGACACGUUUCAAGAUAGCCAAAGUUAUAAUAAGAAAAAAAAGAAGAGUCACACCCGACACUGGUCGCUGGAUAUGUGCGUUCGUACACCAGACGAAAGCACAGCUGGCGACUCCAAGAUGUACCUCUACAUACAGAUGCAGCUGUGCAGGAGGGAUAGCCUGCACGACUGGUUGAGGAACAACCGCACCUGGGAAUCUAGGAGGGACCAGGUGAAGACGCUGUUCAGUCAGAUAGUGUCAGCGGUGGAGUACGUGCACCUGGCUGGACUGAUCCACCGUGACCUGAAGCCCAGUAACAUUUUCUUCGCACCGGACGGGAAGGUGAAGGUUGGGGACUUCGGGCUCGUGACCGCCAUGUCGGACAACUCGAGCGACGGGCCCGCCGAGCAGCUCGACGUGCACGCUCGCCACACGCACAGGGUCGGGACACAUUUAUACAUGUCUCCGGAACAAUUACUUGGUCAACCGUACAGCUACAAGGUGGAUAUAUACUCGCUAGGACUGGUUCUGUUCGAGUUGUUACAUCCAUUUGGUACGGAGUCAGAGAGGGUUGCUUGCCUCAUGCGAGCCAGGAAUGGACACUAUCCACAUAACUUCCAGCAAAAUUAUCCUAAUGAGACGGAGGUGCUCAAGCUGAUGCUGUCGGCCGAGCCCAAGCUGCGGCCCACGGCCAGCGGGGUGCGGGCGCGCGCGCCGCUGUACCAACACACCGACCAGCGCUGGCACUUCACGCUGCCCACCCUCGUCGCCUGUUGACUGCUGGACUCACCUCUAUCUAAAUCACUACACUUUUUUGUACUAAGUGUAAAAAAUAUAUUACAUAUUAUAUUUGGGUUUUAACCGGGA